Molecule: messenger RNA, 1568 nt
Organism: Fonticula alba
Lineage: Eukaryota; Rotosphaerida; Fonticulaceae
Exons: 7
Coding region: 98-1435 (445 amino acids)
Biological process (GO): iron-sulfur cluster assembly
Cellular component (GO): cytosolic [4Fe-4S] assembly targeting complex
Molecular function (GO): protein binding
Source: RefSeq, a predicted model, not a curated record
ACACACACGCACACACACACACAUACACAUAUCCCUGGCAUUGGAAACAGAUCCCGCGUUUCCCACCCUUUUCAUCGACUCAACAUAGCAUCUGGCCAUGUCUGUCGAACUUCUGGACACCCUUAUGGGACAUGAGGACCGCGUCUGGCACGCCGCAUGGAGUGCGUGUGGGCGCUGGCUGGCCACUUGUGGUGGUGAUCGCACCAUCCGCAUUUGGGCCCCGCUGAUCCCCCGGCCGCGCACGGUCACCCAGAUGGUGGAUGGGGUCAUGACCAAACAGGUCCAUGAGGCGCCUCCCCCCUCGCUGGAGCGGUGGUCCUGCGUCGCGCGUUUGAAGACACACCUCCACCAGCGGACCGUGCGCGCGGUCGCGUGGCGCCAUUGUGGCCGGUUCUUGGUGUCGGUAGCCUUCGACGCCAGCAUGGUCCUAUGGCAGCGCACGUCUGACACGAGCAACGAGUGGACUCCGGUCAUCGAGAUCGAGCAGGAGGGCCAUGGUGCCGAGAUCAAGAGUGUCGCCUGGUCGCCGGACGGCAGCUUCUUGGCCACGUGUAGCCGCGAUAAGCGUGUCAUCGUUUGGGCCUUCUGUGAGAAUCCCCUGGAGCUGGAGAUCGCCUCGGAUUUGUACGGUCACGGCCAGGACGUCAAGCACGUAGCCUGGGUUGACCUCCCGGCCGAGGGGGAGUCCUCCCAGUGUCUGGUGUCCAGCUCGUACGACGAUACGAUCAUGGUCUGGCGCCUGCGCGGCGACGAUUUCGAGUGCACCGGUGUCCUGAAGGGCCACAAGUCCACCGUCUGGGCCACGGCCGCCCUGUCCGGCUCGCGCAUUGCCUCCGUCAGUGAUGACCUUUCUCUUCGGAUCUGGGAGCCCGCCCCCAGUCAAGACCUUGGCAGCCCGUUCAUUUCGAAACAGACCAUCUCGCAGGCCCACUCGCGGCCAAUUUACUCGGUGUCGCAUUGCGCCCUGCCGGCCGCCAUCCCGUUGGACGCCUUUGUGGCUCGGCAUGCGCCGGGGCAGGUCCCCCCGGCGGAUGUGGUGCGCCUCGGCCCGGCCAUCGAUGCCGCGGCCGUCGGCACCUUGGCCGCGGCUGACGACCCUCCUCAGCACGAGGGCGAGGAUGUGGUCAUGGGUGAUGCCGGGGACACUGGGCCAGUGGCCGAGGCUCCCGGCCCGGCCAGCGCCAUCAUUGGUCUGGUUGCCACCGGGGCCGGUGACAAUGCCGUUGGCCUCUUUGCCGAGAUGGACAACGGGACGGUUGUUCCGCUUCGGCGCCACGGCCGAGCCCACAGCCUGGAGCUGAACUCGGUGGCCUUCCGGCCGCUGCUUCGGCCGGACCUGGCGGCCCGCAUUCCGGGCCUGGUCGACCCGCAGCAGGUUGUCCUGGCCACCGCAUCGGAUGACGGCACGAUCCGCAUCUGGCGAGUGUCCCUCUGAGCGAACGAGAGGCAUGUUCCGCUGGGGGCCGGGCCUCUGCCAUGCCCGCCUUCCUCUUCCCUUUGUAGAAAGCACCCAGCACAGCCGGCCCCCAGGGCCAAGCAAAUGUGUGACUCCCCCCCCCCCCCCCUCC